Messenger RNA from Chelmon rostratus (copperband butterflyfish), 642 nucleotides. RefSeq names its product fibroblast growth factor 8a (gene fgf8a). Gene Ontology annotation, biological process: dorsal/ventral pattern formation; regulation of cell migration; positive regulation of protein phosphorylation. The transcript has 5 exons. Gene Ontology annotation, cellular component: cytoplasm. The record is from RefSeq and is a predicted model, not a curated record. Gene Ontology annotation, molecular function: growth factor activity; type 2 fibroblast growth factor receptor binding; type 1 fibroblast growth factor receptor binding. Lineage: Eukaryota; Metazoa; Chordata; Actinopteri; Chaetodontiformes; Chaetodontidae. Bases 1 to 642 code for a protein of 213 amino acids.
AUGCGACCCAUCCCAUCCAGACUCAGCUAUCUGUUUCUACACUUAUUUGCAUUUUGCUACUAUGCUCAGGUAACCAAUCAGUCCCCGCCUAAUUUCACGCAGCAUGUAAGCGAGCAGAGCAAAGUGACGGACCGCGUGAGCCGCAGGUUGAUCCGGAUAUACCAGCUGUACAGCCGGACCAGCGGCAAGCAUGUGCAGGUCCUGCCCAACAAGAAGAUCAACGCCAUGGCAGAUGAUGGGGAUGUACACGCUAAACUCAUCGUGGAAACGGACACAUUUGGGAGCCGAGUGCGCAUCAAGGGAGCUGAGACGGGUUUCUACAUCUGCAUGAACAAGAGGGGGAAGCUCAUUGGCAAGAAAAACGGACAAGGCCGUGACUGUAUCUUUACUGAGAUCGUUCUGGAGAACAACUACACAGCGCUGAGGAACGCACGCUACGAGGGCUGGUACAUGGCCUUCACCCGCCGCGGGCGGCCGCGGAAAGGCUCGCGAACGCGCCAGCACCAGCGCGAGGUCCAUUUCAUGAAGAGGCUGCCGAAGGGGCAGCAGCCCGCCCACCCGAGCCACCACCGCCCUUUUGACUUCAUCCACUACCCCUUCAGUCAAAGGACUAAACGUACACGAUAUUCAUCAGAGCGCUGA